UGAAAAAACAUUGAUAUCUACUUUACCGUUUUUUCUUAUAUAAAUUGAUAAUUUCAACAAAUUUAAAAAAUCAUAAUCUAUUUGGAAAUGGGCAAAUAUAAGUAUGAAGAUGGAACUAAAUAUGUUGGUGACUGGAAUGAUAAAGGAUUAAAACAUGGAUCAGGGUCAUUAUUAUUACCAGAUGGAUCACGAUAUGAUGGAUCUUUUCAUAAUGGAUUGUGUUCAGGCAUUGGUGUCUUACAUUUUUCAGAUGGUUCUAAAUAUGAAGGAGAGUUCAUGCAAGGUUGGUUUCAUGGACACGGAGUUUUUUGGAGAUCAGAUGGUAUGAUGUACGAAGGGCAGUUCAAAGGAGGACGCAUAUGGGGUCAAGGGAGAGUCACGUACCGUGAUGGUUCUAAUGGAUUUCCUCGUAAUGAAGGUUUUUUUCAAGAUUGCCGACUAGUCAAGCGCAGCUAUUGUCCAGAUGUGAUUCAAAAAGCUCAGAAGCUGUCUUUCAUGGCAAGAUCUGAAAAUAUUUAAAAACUGUAUUUAUCUUUUAGAAAAAUAUAAU
This is a messenger RNA of Trichogramma pretiosum, 550 nucleotides long. RefSeq names its product MORN repeat-containing protein 4 homolog (gene rtp). Lineage: Eukaryota; Metazoa; Arthropoda; Insecta; Hymenoptera; Trichogrammatidae. The coding region runs from base 88 to 519 and encodes 143 amino acids. The record is from RefSeq and is a predicted model, not a curated record. The transcript is spliced from 3 exons.